Messenger RNA from Arachis duranensis, 555 nucleotides. Its product is annotated as LOB domain-containing protein 40. The transcript has 2 exons. The coding region runs from base 1 to 555 and encodes 184 amino acids. Lineage: Eukaryota; Viridiplantae; Streptophyta; Magnoliopsida; Fabales; Fabaceae. The record is from RefSeq and is a predicted model, not a curated record. Gene Ontology annotation, biological process: regulation of gene expression.
AUGAAAAUAAGUUGCAACGGGUGCCGCAUACUCCGCAAAGGUUGCAAUGAUGAUUGCGUAAUAAGGCCAUGCCUGCAGUGGAUAAACUCGCCGGAGUCCCAAGCCAAUGCCACACUCUUCCUUGCCAAAUUCUACGGUCGCACUGGCUUGCUCAACCUCAUCACUGCUGCUCCAAAAAACCUUGCCCCGGCUGUGUUUAGGUCUCUCUUGUAUGAGGCUUGUGGGAGAAUAGUGAAUCCCGCAUAUGGCUCCAUGGGCCUCUUCUGGACGGGACAAUGGGCCCGAUGCGAGGCUGCUGUCCGUGCUGUCUUGAUGGGGUCCAAGCCCAAUGAUGACGUGGCACCUUUUCAUUCCCCAAGCUGGGGGUCUUGUGACAUACGCCACGUGCCAAGACUCAAUACCGGUCUGGUCGACGUCAGAGACAGAACCGGGAAAAUCUUCAAGCCCCAACCGCGAGUGGCUUUGCUGGACUCGGAUGUGCUGAGCCAGAUUCAGCCCAACCGAGCCACCAAGGAAACCGAGAUCAACCUGGAACUCUCUCUUGGCUUCCAUUGA